AUGGCGACGAGUGAUGCCGACGACUCUCUCUAUCCUAUCGCCGUUCUCAUCGACGAACUCAGAAACGAGGAUGUACAGUUACGCCUGAACAGCAUCAAGAAACUUGGCACCAUUGCCCUGGCACUAGGAGUAGAGAGGACUCGUACAGAACUAAUACCAUUUUUGACUGACACAAUUUACGAUGAAGACGAGGUAUUGUUAGCCCUUGCGGAACAACUGGGCAGCUUCACUCCCCUAGUCGGGGGCCCAGAAUAUGUUCAUUGUCUGUUGCCCCCACUGGAGAGCCUGGCUACAGUCGAAGAGACGGUCGUGAGAGACAAAGCAGUGGAAUCAUUGAGAAUCAUCGCAGAGCAGCACAGUCAGAGUGAUCUGGAGAACUACUUUGUGCCCUUGAUCAAACGACUUGCCGCUGGUGAUUGGUUCACAUCCAGGACUUCAGCAUGUGGGCUCUUCGCCGUCUGUUACAAGCGGGUGUCAUCGACUGUGAAAGCAGAGCUGCGACAGAAUUUCCGUAACUUGUGUGCUGAUGAUACACCUAUGGUCCGCCGUGCUGCCGCAGCAAAGCUCGGGGAGUUUGCCAAAGUGGUGGAGCUAGACUAUCUUAAAUCUGACCUCAUUCAACUCUUCAACAUGCUGGCCCAGGAUGAACAGGACUCUGUUCGCUUGUUGGCAGUGGAGGCAAGCGUGAGCAUUGUAGCGUUGCUCCCAGCUGAUAGCAAGGAGCAGCUGAUAAUGCCCAGUCUUCGCCAAGCAGCAGAAGAUAAAUCCUGGAGAGUCCGCUACAUGGUUGCCGACAAGUUCACAGAACUGCAAGCAGCUGUUGGACCAGAGAUCACCAAAGCUGAUCUGGUUCCAGCCUUCCAGAACUUGUUGAAGGAUUGUGAGGCAGAAGUUCGCGCAGUAUCAGCUAGUAAAGUUAAAGAUUUUUGUCAAGCUUUACCAUCGGAUGUGCGUGAGCAGAUCAUACUUAACAACAUUCUACCAUGUGUGAAGGAUUUGGUGGCUGAUGCCAAUCCACAUGUGAAGUCAGCAUUGGCCUCAGUUAUCAUGGGCCUGUCUCCGAUUCUGGGAAAGGACAACACAAUUGAGCAUCUGUUGCCGCUGUUCUUGAUACAGCUGAAAGAUGAAUGCCCGGAAGUGCGGCUGAACAUCAUUUCCAACCUGGACUGUGUGAAUGAGGUGAUUGGUGUUAAGCAGCUGUCACAAUCCCUGCUGCCAGCCAUCGUGGAGCUUGCCGAGGACACGAAGUGGAGGGUUCGACUCGCCAUCAUUGAAUACAUGCCCCUGCUGGCUGGUCAGUUGGGGGUAGAGUUCUUUGAUGAGAAGCUGAACUCCCUGUGUAUGGCGUGGCUGGUAGACCAUGUAUAUGCAAUUCGAGAAGCUGCCACUCUGAAUAUAAAGAAGCUGGCUGAAAAAUUUGGCAAAGAUUGGGCUCAGCAGACGAUUGUCCCAAAGGUGCUACAGAUGUCGAAGGAUCAGAACUAUCUGCAUCGUUUGACCUGCCUUUUUUGUGUCAAUCUGCUUGCAGAGCCCAUGGGACAGGAAAUGACCACAAAACUGAUGCUUCCUACAAUCAUACUCAUGGGAUCUGACCCGGUAGCUAACGUCAGGUUCAAUGUGGCCAAGACUCUUCAGAAAUUAGCCCCUUAUCUGGAUCAGAACACCAUUAAGACCCAGGUGAAGCCACUUCUAGAGAAGCUGAGAGCAGACAGUGACAUUGAUGUUCAGUAUUAUGCCUUGGAAGCCCUGGAAGGACUGAAAUAA
This is a messenger RNA of Candidula unifasciata, 1764 nucleotides long. NCBI's taxonomy places the organism in Eukaryota, Metazoa, Mollusca, Gastropoda, Stylommatophora, Geomitridae. The record is from the annotation of a GenBank genome assembly.